CAUCUCUGGCAUGGGCUCUGAGCUGCCCAGGCGGUGGGGGCCCAGCUAGGGAGGCAUCUCCACCUGCUUCCCUUCUCAGCCACUCACAGGCCUCACAGGGACAACUGAGACUCCUGUUGAUGGAGAGGCCGGGGGCGCGCAUGGCGGGCUUGGAGGUGCUGUUCGCGUCGGUGGCGCCGGCCAUCACCUGCGCGCAGGACGCGCUCGUCUGCUUCCUGCACUGGGAGGUGGUGACGCACGGCUACUGCGGCCUGGGCGCCGGCGACCAGCCGGGUCCCAAUGAUAAGAAAUCAGAACUGCUGCCAGCCGAGUGGAACAACAAUAAAGACCUGUAUGUCCUCCGGUAUGAGUCUAAGGAUGGGUCCAGAAAGCUCCUUGUGAAGGCUGUCACCGUGGAGAACAGCAUGAUCAUCAAUGUGCUGGAAUGUGGCUCACAGCAAGUGUCAGACUUGACCCUGAACUUGGAUGAUUAUAUUGAUUCAGAACACCUGGUUGACUUCCACAGGACCUACAAGAACAGUGAGGAGCUUCGGUCUCGUAUUGUGUCUGGAAUCAUCACACCUAUCCAUGAGCACUGGGAAAAGGCUAGUGUAAGCAGUCCCUGCCAGGAGUUUCCCCCUGCCACUGCCAGAGAGGUGGACCCGCUCCGGAUUCACCCACACCACCCACACACCAGCCGGCAGCCUCCCUGGUCUGAUCCCCUGGGCCCGUUUGCUGUCGGGGGAGAGGACCUAGACCCCUUUGGGUGUCGGAGAGGUGGCAUGAUUGUGGAUCCCCUGAGAUCCGGCUUCCCAAGAGCACUUAUUGACCCGUCGUCGGGCCUCCCAAACCGGCUUCCUCCAGGCGCAGUGCCCCCAGGAGCACGCUUUGACCCCUUUGGACCCAUUGGGACUAGCCCGUCUGGCCCGAGGCCUGGCAGACGUGGUCAGUGAUGAAGCCCUGUGCUGGAGUGGAAAGAGCACCAUAGAGCACCAGGCUCAGAGGCAAGAGCUCAAGGCACUAGUCACUUUCCUUCCACAACUAGCAUUUCAGCCGUGGGUGGGUCCUUCACUUCUUAGCUCCUUGGGCUCCUUCCCCUAAAUUAGGACAUAAAUAUUUAUCUGUGGGCAGAGGGCUACUAGAGCCUUUCAGAGGUGUCUGCUAAUAUGCUAUAGCCUGGGAUUGCCUGUCUGCCCUGCCUGAGAGUGGGUUAGGGGUAAGCUAAACUGACACAUGUGCCCAGGGUCAGUCCUGGAUGGGGGCUGGGCCUGGUGAGGAGGCUAGCAAGAGUAGGCUCCCUGGGCAUUUCUGGCAGACCCCAUCUCAAGCACUGAUUUAGUAAAAGACCACCUUGAAGCCUUUACAGCAGCUCUGCUCUGGAGCAAGACUCAGAGGUCAGGCAGGGCUGCAGAUGCAAUCAUCAGUCAGAGUCGUCUUCCUCAAGCGCUGGCAAGUGGAUGGAAUGUUUUUGUUUUGAAAUUGGACCAUAUCUGCUACCAAAAGGACUUGGGGCAAUUUGCUCCUAAAAGCAUCCUUUAUUAUAAAAGGAAGUAUUUAAAGGAACAUCAGACCAGAGACCAUCAGACAAUCAGGGAAGGUAGAUAACUUUCAGGACCCUGAUUCAAGGAAAAGACAAGAUUGAAACAAUAAAUUUGCCACUUAGAUUUUCUAGUAGCAAAGAUUGAAAGGAUAGUCAUAUACAUAAUUCUGUUUUCUGAAAACAGAAACUUUAGUGAUUCAUCUGCAGAAUCAGCCAUUUUUUGAAUGGGUCUCCUUGCAUCAAGGACACUGAGGGACACAGACAAUGUCUUAGCUGUUAUGUGGGGGGAAGUGAAUGGGGCCUUUAAGAACUUCCAAGUCAAGCUGUCGGUGCUUGUUGUGGUCUGGGCCACUUGCCUCCUUCCAGCCAUCAUCAGGUAAUCACCAAGCAGCAAAAGGAAAUGGUUCAGGUUUUGUGGCACCUGAAAAGUUGGAGCCUUAACAAUAAAUACCAGCACUUAAUAACCUG
Molecule: messenger RNA, 1987 nt
Organism: Ceratotherium simum simum (southern white rhinoceros)
Lineage: Eukaryota; Metazoa; Chordata; Mammalia; Perissodactyla; Rhinocerotidae
Source: RefSeq, a predicted model, not a curated record